AUGAAGCAGCUAAGGGCUGAUUUCGAUGACGAAUUUGUUAAGGCAAUCACAGGAAGAGGGGAGUACAAAAUGAAUUAUCCGCACCUUGCCCUAAGUGUAGAUCAGUGGUUUAAGAUGACGGUGAAGCAAAGGGAAACGUACGUGAAGAAGAUGCGACGAAUGUCCAUGGCAGAAGUGUUGCAGGGGGAGAGCAGAGCUAUUGGACAUGUGGCGCCUGUUGGUCCUUUGUCUGCUUCUUGGGAAAUGCUUGACAUUCCUCUUGAUGAUGUCAUAUUGAGGAACAUAUGGGAGAAGGCGGCCAAGAUAGUUUCCUCCCCUGGUGCAGUUCAAUGUGCUCCUUUCUUUCCGGGCAAGCAAGCCGAAGACUGUGAUACAUUCUUAGUCAUAAGUGAGAGUAGCAGUGAGAACUUUCACACAGUGAAGUGUAGCAGCAGUGUCAGUGGUGUUGUCAAAUGUUCCUGUCCAGGCUUCAAAUCGCUUGGAGUUUGUUCGCAUGCCGUAGCAGUCGCUGAAAAGCAAGGCCUCCUAUCCAAAUAUCUGAACUUUUAUAAACAGAGCAAGGUUCUUAAUAUUACCACCAUAAACAUGGCAGGAAAGCAAGACCCCAACGUGGGAAGGAAGAAAAACAAUCCUCGAAAGCGUUUUAAGGGACCAACACCUCACAGCGAUGUCACUAUUACAUGUGAAAAUGUCUUUGGUGUGAGUGCUAAGCAGCCACAACGACAACCACAACAACAUCAGAUGUUAUCUCUACCUCCACCUCCCCCAAGUGCUUCUUUAUCAAUUGGCAACAUCCAACUUCCAGCACGUACUGUUUCUGAGUGUGUCUUCUCACAUGGUGGCUCUUGUUCAUCUAUGCAGUCAUUGGCAUCAAAUCCAGUUCCAAGACCUGGAUUGAGUGUUUCAUCACUCCCUCAGCCGACAAGUAACCCCACUGAUGGACCAUUCUCAUUUUUGGCUGAACUUCUGAACGAUAAUCCUGCACCAUUCACUUCACCUGAAUGUGAACCUCCUGCACUUGGUUCCCACGGUUUAGAGAACGUAGAUAUGCCUAUGGACGUGCCACUUCAAUCAUCUCUAGACGUACCGGUCAAAGUUAAUGCGUGGAUAACAGCCAUGCCUUCAACUGGUGGAAGAGACGGUGGAAUUCACAGUUAUGGCUCCCGAGGUUUGCAGAACCCCAACAAUGUAUCACUGAUGUCAUCUCCACACACACCCGCAACAGGUAAUACCCGCAUGGCAACCGGUAUGAGGGGACCCAAGCCAGCCAUGCCCUCACCUAAUGUCCCAUAUCAAGUGGCAACGAUUUGGGGAAAUGUAAGAAAAUGCUACGGCUGUAAACAACACUUCCUGCCAGCAACGCCCCCUGAUGACCAUUACAUCCUUGUUAGACCUGAGGCUGACUGGUACUGGGAGAAGCAAAACAUGCAGUGGCGACUUGGACGGAAAUCAAACCGCUACUACCACAUGUCCCCCCAUUGUAUUAGAAGAAACUUUCCACGUUUUUCAUUUGCACAUGUUGUCGUUCCAGCUGAACUGCCAAAACCGAUAAAGGAUAUAUUGCAAUACAGGUUCACUCAAUCCUGCUGA
Molecule: messenger RNA, 1590 nt
Organism: Porites lobata
Lineage: Eukaryota; Metazoa; Cnidaria; Anthozoa; Scleractinia; Poritidae
Source: the annotation of a GenBank genome assembly